GCAAUUGUCAAUGUCCAUUGUCAAAGUCAAAACAUUACAAAAAAGCCACUAGUAUUAGAAUUAAUUAAUUAUAAUUAAUUGGAAAUGAAGAAAUGAAACACACUUUCACAACAAAAUUGUUUGAAAUUGUCGUCUUUUUAUUAGUGCUUGAUAAUAUUUUGUAGUUGUACUAAAUUAACAACCAUAUCUUGGGCGUGUGACAGUGCAGUGGAGUUGUUUGCAUACAAGUUAAAACUUGUGUUGAUUGUGUAGUAUUGUUCAACAAUUUAUAUUUCCGCCUUUGUUAUCACAGAAAUGCUCAAUAUAAUUGAGCAAUGAUUGUUUGUAAUUUAAGAAAUCAUAUAAACUCCACUCAACCGCUAUUGGAUAACUGGUGGCGGCACAGAGGAUGUGGCAGAGCGCGGGUGGAGGCGGCGGGCACUGCGUGGCGGUGUGGGAGUGGCGCGGCGCGGAGGGCUGGCUGCCGCUGGCGCCGGGCGUGAGCCGCACGCUGGAGCGCGCGCACGCCAAGCGGCUGACGCGCGUGGCGCUGGCCGACGCCGAGCCCGCGCUGCGCGGCCACCACGUGAACCUGCGCGCGCUCAGCAUGAGCCGCGAGCUGGCGGCCGGCCGCGCCGCCACCUGCGCCGUGCGCCGCGCGCUCUACGACCGCCGCUCGCCCGCCGCGCGCGGCCUGCGCUGGGACUGGGCCGCCGCCGCCGCCGCCGCCGAGUCGUCGUACGAACCGCUGCCCAUGGACGUGCAGUGCCGGCUGGAGGAGGCGUGCGAGGCGGGCGGCACGGUGUCGUUCGCGGGCUGGGCGCUGUGCGCGGCGCAGCGGACGGCGCGGCGCGCGGGGCUGGUGCGGCCGCUGCGCCGCGUGCCGCAGCCGCCCUACCCGCUCGCGCCCGCGCCCGCCGCCGCCGCCGCCGCCAGCAGCCUACACGACCCACCGCCGCCGCCGCCGCCGCCCGAGCGACCCGUGCAGGAAGGGCGAAGAGCACACAUCCCGCAGCAGCACACGGGCUCGAGCGUGCAGUCGGUGCAGUCGGCGCAGUCGCUGCAGGCCGCGCAGCCGCUGCAGCCGCUGCAGCCGCUGCAGCCGCUGCCGGCGCGGCAGGGCGCCCGCAGCGCCUCGCCGCGGGAACGCAAGCCGGGGCUGGCGCGGCAGAUACUGCACAACUUGAAUAUAUUCAGUAACAACAACAAAGCCAGCGGGCACGCGGACAGCAAGCAGCAGCUGUCGCGUAGCGCGGAGCAGCUGGGCGGCGCCGCGACCCGCGCCCGCCGCCACAGCGUCGACACCGUCUCCACCUACCUCAGCCACGAGAGCAAGGACAGCCUGCAGCAAGGUUCGGUGGGUGAACUGCUGAACUGCAGCGCGGGCAGCGACGACGUGUUCGACGCGCCGCUGUCGCCCGCCGAGCUCGACGUGCCCGACAUGCCCGACAUGCCCGACAUGCCCGACAUGUCCGACGUGCCCGACAUAUCCGACAUAUCCGACAUGUCCGACGUGCCCGACAUACCCCUCUCGGACGGCUCCAUCGUCGGCGUGGACGGCGCGUCGUCGGCGGUGUGCGUGUGGGUGCGGGCGGUGUCGCGGCCGCAGUGGGGCGCGCUGUGCCCGGCGUGCCUGCUGCCGCUCGGCGCGCCGCCGCCGCCGCUCGGCGCGCCGCCGCCGCCGCCGCCGCCGCCGCCCGCCGCGCCGCCCGCCGUCGCCGUCGCGCUCACCGGCUGCCAGCACAUGCUGCACCUGCACUGCCUCAACGACCAGCUCGAGCGGCUGCGCGCUGUCGGGGAGCAGCUGUACAUCUCGUGCCUGGUGUGCGGGCGCGUGUACGGGCGCGAGCAGGCGGCCGAGGGCGGCGGCGGCGCGCAGCCGGCCGGCAGCAUGACGUGGAGCCUGCAGCCCACGCCGCUGCCGCCCUACCCGCACUGCGCCUCCAUCGUCGUCACGUACAGCUUCCAGGCCGGCCGGCAGGGCGCGCUGCACCCGCGGCCCGGCGCCGCCUACUACGCCGUCGGGUUCCCGCGCCGCGUGUGGCUGCCCGACUGCGCGCUCGGCCGCCGCGUGCUGGCGGCGCUGCGCGCGUGCUGGCGGCGCGGCCGGCUGUUCGAGCUGCGGGCCUCGCGCACCACCGGCCGCGACCACGUGGUGGCGUGGCGCGCCGCGCCGCCGCCCGCCGCGCCCGCCCACUACGCGCCGCUGCCCCGCGCCCACGCCGACCGCCUGCUGCUGGCCGCGCUGCACCGCCUGCACCGCCUGCACCGCCACCACACCGCCUGACACCGCCACCACACCGCCACCACACACUUACACAUUCACGACGACAAAAUUAAAAAAUUCAAUUUAAUUUACAUUAAAUUACAUUAAUUUUAAAUAAUUUAAUUAAAAUUUUAAUUUAAAUUAAAUUUAAAGGUAUAUAGCUUUGUUCAACUUUAAUUAAAAAAUAAUACAGCAGAAAUCAUUGUCUAGCUGUCAAAUAUAUGAUUAUGCUGUAUACAUGUAAAAAUUCACAUUAAUACCUUAUACAUUUUAUGCUCCAAUUCUCAUGUUUAUCAACUUUUUAACAUACAACGCAAUAGAGGGACCAGAAAUGAAACAUUCCUUAAACUGAGCUAAAUAUUUUACAGUUCAUAGUACAUAUCCAGUUCCAUUAGAUAAUUAAUUGUUGAAUUUAUUAGAAACUAAGCUCUCUGUGUACUUGACACUCAAAGUUAUAACAUGACAAAAAGUUGAAACACACUAGUUAAUCAUUUCCCAUUUUUUUUUUUUUCAAAAAAAUUCCUCUUAUCAGUGCAACUAACUCUAAUUUAUUAUAAUAAACAAAAUUUAUUACUUACUAAUCAAUGUCUAUAUAUAUAUAUAUAUAUAUAUAAAUAAUCAAUAUACACUGUAAGAUGUAUCUAUUUAUAUCGGCGACUGCACUUUGUGAUAAACAGAUGAAGGGAAUGUUAUAAAAUUAUUAGUAUAAAAGCUAAAUAGAUAAGACAAGAAAAGAAAAAAGAAAAUACUACGCCUACCCUAAAUGAUAUGGAAUAAGGGGAGAAAAUUAUGUUUAAUUUGUCGUAUUUAUCAUUCGGUGUCACAAAUAAUGUUAGACAACUUUUGUUAUAAUAAUGCUUACGUAAUUUAAAUAAUUAAUAUACACAGUGAAUUUUCCAAACACAUGUGAAAGGUCAAUAUAAGAAUUACGAUUCUAAUAUACUGGUAAUUUUUUUUUCUUGUCUAUGGAUUCUAUUGCCAGGUAGAAAAAAUAGUUUUUAGAAAUCCAGUGAUACCUGUGUGUGUGUUACUAUAAUUGUCACAUAUUUUUUUUUACUACAUCUGCCGUUCAUACGCUCUCUGUUUUUACCCAAUGGUUAGCUGGUAGAGAAUGCCAUAUGGCAUUAAACUCGCUAUUUGUACAAAGUUUUAUUGUACAAUAAGGAAUAAAUUAAAAAAAAAAAUAUCUACAAUUUUAUUAGAAUCAAAAUUGGCCUUCCAGUGUUUUCAGCUAUUAUUUAUAGUCUAGAAUUUCUCCAUUCACGCGCCAAUACUUAAUAAAUUGACCUAUAUAUAAUAUUAAAUACAUUUUAACCGUCUUUAUAAAAGGAGAAGGUCUAUGUACGACCGUAUUUUUUAAUGUAAAUAGUACACUUGACGGCUUGUAUUAAUUGCCAAGACUGUUACAAGAUCUGCAUUUAUUAUUUAAUUGAAAUAAUAUUAAUCAUGUGUAUUGUUUGAUAAUUAAGUUGAAAGAAAUUUUAACACAGGGAGACUACAAAAGUCUUUGCUUGGGCACCUUUUUCUUACUACUAUGCUCUUAAAAAAAAUCUUCAUAUAUUUACAUCAAAAAUGUCCAAAAUAAUCCUUAAGAAAUUUAUAAAAACUUAUAUUUGGAGCAUAGCAUUGUAUAGGUGUGAAACAUGGACAAUGACGCAGAAGGAAGGAAAGAUACUUGAGGCAUUCGAAAUAUAAUUGUUGUAAUUAUGUUAAAUUUAUUAAUCAUAUUUAUGUAAAGAGGACACGUAGCGCCAUCUGUUAUCGCUCUGAGAAUAACUCUGCGCACGCCAUAUUGUAUUUCUCCCUCUGAUUUUCUCUGUUACUUGCGUCGCAUGUCUAAUAUAUAUAUAUA
Molecule: messenger RNA, 4097 nt
Organism: Galleria mellonella (greater wax moth)
Lineage: Eukaryota; Metazoa; Arthropoda; Insecta; Lepidoptera; Pyralidae
Gene: dx
Product: protein deltex
Exons: 7
Coding region: 389-2266 (625 amino acids)
Biological process (GO): protein ubiquitination; Notch signaling pathway
Cellular component (GO): nucleoplasm
Molecular function (GO): zinc ion binding; ubiquitin protein ligase activity
Source: RefSeq, a predicted model, not a curated record